Molecule: messenger RNA, 765 nt
Organism: Tripterygium wilfordii
Lineage: Eukaryota; Viridiplantae; Streptophyta; Magnoliopsida; Celastrales; Celastraceae
Product: ricin B-like lectin R40G3
Exons: 4
Source: RefSeq, a predicted model, not a curated record
CGUUUAGCCUAUAUAAGAAGGCAUGCAGGCCUCCCUAGAAACCCAUCCCAGUCUUAUCUCAUCCCAAGCUUAUACGUACAGUUAACAAUGGCUGCAACAAACCAACCUACUUAUAGAGUGUAUUGCAGGGCUUCUCCCAACUAUAAUCUGGCCGUCGGUGAUGGUGUGGCUAUUCUUGCACCUAUUGAUAAAAAUGAUGAGCGCCAGCAUUGGUACAAAGAUGACAAGUACAGCUAUAAGAAGGACGCAGGGGGCUUGCCUUCCUUUUCUCUGGUUAAUAAAGCAACUGGUCAGACACUAAAGCAUUCCUCCCAUCACCCUGUUCCUGUGAGAUUGGUUGCUUACAAUCCAGAUGUUCUUGAUGAGUAUGUCUUGUGGGCACAAGCAGAUGAUCGUGGUGAAGGUUACAAGGCUAUAAGGAGUCUUACUAAUCCCGCAUCGCAUUUGGAAGCUGCUGCUUUGAACGAUUGUUCCUAUCAUGGUGCUAUAAUUAUGGGCGGGGUUUGGAUUGAUACAAAUAAUCAGCAAUGGAAAAUUGAACCCCACAGUUGAAUACUUGUGAUGGUGCUGCCUUCUCUAGGAGCUGUCAUGUAUUUGUGUGUUUUAUGUUUCUACCAUAUAAUAAAAGCUUGAUAUGGCUGUCAAUCGAGACGAUGUUGCCUUUUCUUAUGGUUUGGAAUAAAAAUUUGUACCCUCUCUUUUUGCGUUUUCUGUUUCUAUCAUGUAAUAAAAGCUUGAUAUGGCUAUUACGUACCCAAGUUGAUA